Messenger RNA from Bubalus bubalis (water buffalo), 483 nucleotides. RefSeq names its product lymphocyte antigen 96 (gene LY96). The record is from RefSeq and is marked provisional. Gene Ontology annotation, molecular function: lipopolysaccharide binding; Toll-like receptor 4 binding; lipopolysaccharide immune receptor activity. Lineage: Eukaryota; Metazoa; Chordata; Mammalia; Artiodactyla; Bovidae. Gene Ontology annotation, biological process: innate immune response; toll-like receptor 4 signaling pathway; cellular response to lipopolysaccharide. Gene Ontology annotation, cellular component: lipopolysaccharide receptor complex.
AUGUUUCCAUUUGUGCUUUUUUCCACCCUGUUUUCUUCCAUAUUUACUGAACCUAGGGAGAAUCGUUGGGUCUGCAACUCCUCUGACGCCACCGUUUGGUACGACUACUGUGAUAACUUGAAAUUUCCUAUUUCAAUACGUUCUGAGCCCUGUAUAACAUUGAAGGGAAGCCGUGGAAUACUCUAUCUCUACUACAUUCCAAGAAGAGAUAUAAAGAGCUUGUAUUUCAAUAUCUAUCUAUCUACUAAGUCCAUGAAUUUCCCAUUGCGCAAAGAAGUUAUUUGCCGAGGAUAUGAUGAUGAUUUUUCCUUUUGCAGAGCUCUGAAGGGAGAGACUGUGAACACAACAAUACAAUUCUCCUUCAGGGGAAUACGAUUUUCUAAGGGACAAUACAACUGCAUUACAGAAGCCAUCGAGGGGAACACUGAAGAAAAGCUCUUUUGCUUGAACUUUACUAUCAUACAUUACCCUGAUUUCAAUUAG